CUUAUCUGCUCUCCAAAACACUAAUAUUGUUUUUGUCUCUUUAGGAAUCACACUGUGGGACAGCGAUGACCUGAAAAGACACAUACAAGAAAGACCACAGAGACAUAACACCUUUGAAGUGGAUGCAUCUGAUUCAACUGAAGGACAGUUUUCAUCCCUGAAUGUUUACGGAUCACUAAAAGCAAGUUACAUGUUAGACAUGAUAAAAGUUGAAGGUUCUGGCAAAUACUUGGAGCAUAAAAAGACAUCCACAAAUCAGUGCCAAUUGACACUGGCAUAUAAGGUGACAACUAAAGUUCAGGAGCUGUCGAUGGAACAUCUUGGACAAAACAACCUUAAGCAUAAAGAACAACUUGAAGGAACUUCAGCAACACAUGUAGUAACAGCUGUUCUUUAUGGAGCCCAGGCCUUCUUUGUGUUUGAACAAGAGGCUUCUCAAAGUGAAAAUGAUCAAGACAUUCAAAUUGAAGGCAAGGCCAAACUGUUUUUUAUUAAAGUUGAAGCUUCAAUGAAAAGAAAAUUUAAAAAUAUAAUAAAUGCUGAGAAGUCUGUCUGCACCUUCUAUGGAGACUUUAAACUCGAGAAGACACCCAGAACCUUCCAAGAUGCCAUGCAAGUUUAUCAGAGUCUACCAAGCCUUCUUGGACCGAACGGAGAAAACGUUGUGCCGAUUAAAGUCUGGAUGCUACCUCUGAGCAGUUUAAAUGUUGCUGCUCCAGGAUUCUGUGUAACAUUUAACCAGAGCAAUCGUUGGUUCCUUCAAUUGAUCCAGAGUGUUAUGGAUGACUUCAGCAAGCUGGAAAUGAGGUGUAGGGAUUUACUUGCAGUCACUGGUAGCCAGUUUCCACAAAUGAGGAAAAAACUUGAAGGUUUUAAAGAAAUGUGCUCAACCUUAAAGGUGGAAUACCAACACUUUUUGAAAGAAAAACUCAUACUACUCCGCAGAGGAAGACAGAAGGAAGAAAACACUGAAGAGUCCCUGCAGAGUAGAAAUGAAUUUCCCUUUAACAUCAGCAACUUAGGGGAAUGGGUUAACUUUACAGAGCAGGAAAUAUCCGUCCUAAAACUUUUUGCCGAAACUGGGAAAAACAUCAAUAUUCUUAAAUCUCAAAUUCACUUGUCUGAGGAAACUGGAGAGAAGAGAAGCAAAACUUUAAAAAAACAAGUCUGCUUUAUCUUCACCUCACUGGGAGAAGUUGACACUUACAUGCAAACUUUUUCAAAUUGCUUGAAAGUAAACAGAGGAGAACGUCAACAAAUAUGUGAAAGAACAAAGGAACCAUGGUUCACUUCAAGAGAAGCAAAGAAAAAAAUGUGGACAAAAGCCAAACUCUUCCAUGAUUUUGCAGAAGCCAACAAGGAGAACAAGGAGAUGAAGUUC
This is a messenger RNA of Poecilia latipinna (sailfin molly), 1381 nucleotides long. RefSeq names its product neoverrucotoxin subunit beta-like. NCBI's taxonomy places the organism in Eukaryota, Metazoa, Chordata, Actinopteri, Cyprinodontiformes, Poeciliidae. The transcript has a single exon. The record is from RefSeq and is a predicted model, not a curated record. The annotation marks the transcript as partial.